AUGACGCUUGGCUACUUCUGUUCAACCUUUUUUACUUAUGAAGAUGGCUAUAAUCGUAUUAUUAAUGAACUUGCUAGUAUAAAUGAUCUUAAUUUGGAUAGUGCAGAUGAACAAAUUAAAUUUCAAGAAGAGCUAAUUGAAUCGUUAGAAGUUCAAGAAGGUGAAGAAAAUGAAGAAAAUAUAGAGUUUGAUGGUGUUCCAUGUAUUGAUGGUGCGACAGAGAAUAGUUUUACCCUUUAUGCACAUAUUUUAAGCUUUUCUGGUGAUCUUCUAGCACUUGCCAAAGUCAUGCAUAUAACUGGACAUAACUCUUACAAGGCAUGCUGUUUUUGUUCUAUUCAAGGAAUAUAUUGCCAAGGCAAUCGGCAUAUAUAUUUUCCACUUAAACCUCCAACUGGAAUGUCUGGAUAUCGAUAUAAUCCUAAAAGUCUUCCAUUACGAACACAUGAAGAUUAUAUACCUAAUUCUGAAGACCGUGUUUUUGCUACUGAUAAUGCUCAAAAGAAGUUAUAUUCUCCAUCACGCAAAUAUCAUAUGAACAAGUCUGAACUAAAAUGUCUCAAAGCUUAUUAUAUAACAGCGUUAGGGAUACGUGCAAACCAGCUUCUGUUUGUUACAAGUUCUAUUAAAAAGUAUGGAAAAUUUCAAAUGAACAAUGGACUAAUGAUUAACUCAAAGCUAUCGAAUCGCAAAGGAGAUUUAGCACGUACAAACUACUGUAUCACUGCAAAACUUAUAGUUGAUCGAAAUGCACCAGUUAUCUUAGAAGAAAAGGAAUUUUUUGGCGAAGUGCGAUAUUUUUUUUCACAUCAGUAUGGUGAUCACUGGUCUAUGCUAGCAUACGUGCAGUGGGUACGAAAUCCUCAGCCUUCUGAACAUGGGCUGUUAAAAUUUCGAGCCUUUGAAGUAAUUAAUAUUAGCGCAAUUUGUAGAAAUGUUGGAUUUUUUAGAUUGCCUAAUAAUGAGUCUUACAUUAUUGAUCAAGAAAAUCGAAUCAGAUUUCGAUAG
Messenger RNA from Dentiscutata heterogama, 1008 nucleotides. The record is from the annotation of a GenBank genome assembly. Lineage: Eukaryota; Fungi; Glomeromycota; Glomeromycetes; Diversisporales; Gigasporaceae.